Molecule: messenger RNA, 1471 nt
Organism: Pristis pectinata (smalltooth sawfish)
Lineage: Eukaryota; Metazoa; Chordata; Chondrichthyes; Rhinopristiformes; Pristidae
Product: gastrula zinc finger protein XlCGF71.1-like
Exons: 3
Coding region: 702-1334 (210 amino acids)
Biological process (GO): regulation of transcription by RNA polymerase II
Molecular function (GO): RNA polymerase II cis-regulatory region sequence-specific DNA binding; DNA-binding transcription factor activity
Source: RefSeq, a predicted model, not a curated record
CAAGUACCUGUCCAGAAUGUCUCUUAAGUGUUGUUACUGUUCCUGCCUCUACCACCUCCUCUGGCAGCUCAUUCCAGAUACCAAACACUCUUUGUGUGAAAGAAUUACCCCCUCACAUCCCCUUUAAAGCUCCCCCUUCUCACCUGUAGUUUUCAACACCCCAACCAUGGGAAGCAGCCACUGGCCACCCUACCUAUGCCACUCACAAUUUUAUAUAACCUCCAUUAUGUCACCUGUCAGUCUCCUUCACUCCAGGGACAUGGCCUCGUUCGCAAUGCUGACACGUUUGGUCCAUCCUGGACUGAGCAUGCCAAGGUAUUAGCGGUGAGCCUCCUUCAGUAAUCGCUGCAGUCUUUCUGGGGAAGGCACUCCCGCAAUGAGGCUGGGUGCAAGGUUCCAGCACUUGAAGCCGGUGCAGAUAUAUUUCCAGAUGAGGAGGAGUUGUAACCUGAAGGGGAAUCUGCGGCUGCUGGUGGUCGAGCUCAGGAUUUGGCGGAAGGGAAAGCACGGAAAGAUCAUCUCGAGGAGAGAAGAAGUCCAGAAGGUAUCGGAUCAGGGCUUAGCACCAUCCUGUAGAGAGAAGGGGCCAUCAGAAGAUCUCACGUGACACGGCGACUGAUCCAAAGUUGUCUGGGGGACAGAGGCCGCGGGCCGUCCUGCGGAGGUUGUGACUUCCACCCCCGGGAGCACAGGUGUCAGCGAUGGAGGCUUCACAGACGGCAAGCUCAGACCAAACACUGUACCACGAUCCGCCCGAGUCACUCGAGCCGCCGGGCUCGGAGCAUCAUCGACCUUUGAGUUUGGAAGGAAAAAAUUCCAUUCCCGUAGAGGAGAAAUGGUUUCCGUGCGCCGAAGGUGGGCAGGGCUUCGGCCGGGCUCCCGGACUGUCGAGGCACCAGUGCAGUCACACCGGGGACAAACCGUGGAAAUGCGGGGACUGCGGGAAGGGGUUCAGUUACCCGUCGCAGCUGGAGAUGCACCGGCGCAGUCACACAGGGGAGAGGCCCUUCACCUGCUCGGUGUGUGGGAAGGGGUUCACUCAGUUAAGCCACUUGCCCAGGCACUACCAGGUUCACUUUGUGGAGAAACUGUUCACCUGCUCUGUGUGCGGCAAGGGGUUCACUCAGUCGUCCAGCCUCCUCACUCACCAGCGACUGCACACCGGGGAGAGGCCGUUCAGUUGCUCCGUGUGCGGGAAGCGAUUCACUCGUUCCUCCCACCUUCUGGCACACCAGCGAGUGCACACCGGGGAGAGGCCUUUCAUCUGCUCCAUGUGCGGGAAGGGGUUCCGCAGUUCCUCCAACCUGCGCAAGCACCAGCGGGUCCACAAGUGACUGCAGAGGCUGGACUCUCGCUGUGGUCGAGCGUUGAACCGGGUUCACUCUCACAGCCGUGGGUUGUACCGGCUGAUGUUCUCAGCUUGGAUAACUGGGUUGGGGGGGGUGGCAAAUAAAAUCAGAUCAUCGCUGGA